Neolamprologus brichardi is the source of this 1458-nucleotide messenger RNA. RefSeq lists its product as uncharacterized. NCBI's taxonomy places the organism in Eukaryota, Metazoa, Chordata, Actinopteri, Cichliformes, Cichlidae. Gene Ontology annotation, cellular component: Fanconi anaemia nuclear complex. Gene Ontology annotation, molecular function: ubiquitin binding. The record is from RefSeq and is a predicted model, not a curated record.
GCGGGGAGCUGUGAGUUGUUGUGAAACGCAGAUAUGGAAGAAAAUCACUUGAAGUCCAGACUGAAGCGAAAGAAGUCAACGGUCGAAGCUUCCGGGGGAGCACCGAAGAGGAGCCCGACAACGUCCAGCAACAACCCGGCAAAGAGCGGUGGGCCGACGCUUCCUGCAGGAGCGUGGUGGAACAGACAGCAGCUGCUUGCUGUGGAGAGCCUGUGGGCAUUCACACUCCAGGCUGCUCUGCCAUGCCUGGAGGAGCAGCUCUGGGACCAGGUUCCUGAUCUUCCACAUGCAUCUGCAGCGAGACCUGCGGGACUUUGGGUGGAGGAACAGGGGUGGUGCGACCUCAGCAGUGAGGUUUCUACCUUCCCUGAACCGUCUCAUCUUUCUCUGAGUACGUCACGGAUCCCAGAUCCUGUCGGGCUCAGCUCCUCUCCAGAGGACCCCACAGCACACACCAGUGCGGUGCCAGAGCCACCUGUCAGAGGCCCGUCCUCCCACAGCAUGGAGAGCUCCACUCACUCUCCUCAAACCCUCAGCAAAACACGGCGGCCGUCCCUGCACAGCUGGGAGGAGGCGCUGCCAUCACCAGGAUUUUCCAGUGCUGGGAAGGAGGAGGGGAGGAAAGCGACUGGACCAGUCAGUAGGAAGCUUCCAACAUACUGGGUGAAGGUAUCUGACAGAGUUCCUCUGCAGAAUGAGGUCGAAGCUAAAAAGGAAGAGGAGGUGCAGGGCUGCAGCAAAAAAGAUGGAGGAGGAGCAGGUGGAGGAGCAGGAGGAGGACUGCAGAGUUGUCCCAUGUGUCUCCAAGUGUUCCCUGCUGGGUUCACGCAGAUGGACUGCGAUGGUCACCUGGCCCAGUGUCUGUCUGAAAUGAAUGUGGACAUGACCUGGUAAGCUGAAUCGAUGCCGACGGUCUACAAGGCGCCCGGUUGCUGCUCCGGGGUCGUAUCGCACAGAGGACGACGGUGCAGACAGCAGCCUGUGCAGAGAACUCAGCUGACUGAGCUGCAGUGAGAUCAGGAAACCAGAGUCCACCUCUUCGGUGCACGAGCACACCAUGUUUUCAUGAGUGAUUAGUCGUAAUGAGUGUUCAUUCAUGACGGCACUGCAGUGCACGUACACCCACUCAAGUAGAGCUGUGCUCGCAAGGUCACCCACCCUGGUAUAGACUCUGCAGCUAUCUAAUGCAGUUCUACAAUGUCAUGUUCUUCAUUUCUCUGCAUUGAUGGUGUGACUGCAGUGUAACACAUGAGCCUGACUAUUCUCAUUCAGUCCUGAUUCUUGCUGCCUGGAUUUCCAGCUGCUGUUUCUAUAGUCCCAGGGAGCAGGUGCAAGCGGUGCUUUUACUGGACAAAUGUACAUGAUGUAUGAUCCUUACUGCUCUUUUUGCAUUGUGCAUAUGUUUUGUGGGGAAUAUCCAGAGUUUACCACUAUAAUAUAAAUAUGGCAGUAACAGUG